Molecule: messenger RNA, 1881 nt
Organism: Cephus cinctus (wheat stem sawfly)
Lineage: Eukaryota; Metazoa; Arthropoda; Insecta; Hymenoptera; Cephidae
Gene: Mks1
Product: Meckel syndrome type 1 protein
Exons: 4
Coding region: 55-1584 (509 amino acids)
Biological process (GO): cilium assembly
Cellular component (GO): MKS complex
Source: RefSeq, a predicted model, not a curated record
CUGAGAAUUUAUGCCGGUUGUACUGUACAUGGUUCACGACAGAAUAUUUAAAAAAUGCUGGAAAAACUACAAGGGAAAAUGAAAAUAGCAGGAAGUUAUCGGGUCGUUCAACCAAUAGAGAACUUCAAGAUAAAGGUCAAGAUCAUCCAGCAGAGAUCCACCCUCGCCGAAUUGUUUGAAAACGAAGAUGAGACUAGGGAUUCCAAUUUUCUUGAAGAUGAGGAGUAUCUUUUUACCUGGCAGGAGAAAGUAUUUGCUCCCUUCGAAGCAAGCUUUUACAGAGAAGAGAAGAAUUGUGUGACCGAACAGCAAAAGCAGUAUCACCAAAGAAUUCUUGAGGAAAACAUACAAGGAUCACGGCUAUUCUCUUACACACAACAGGACUCCUACUAUCCUGACGAUGCUCUACUCACUACAGAUUACAGAUCUAUUCUGUCUCUAAGGAAUCCAUCUGCUUUGCCUAUGUUGAGAAAUCGCAAACCCUUUACAGAAAGAUACAACAAGAAAAUAUUGGAUGAUAAACCAACUGAUACAAGAAUUCGUUCCAAUCAUUAUCUUUAUCAAGAACGAGAAAUUAUGUAUAUUAUGGUUGACUUAACGCCUAAGGAUGAAGUAUCCACUAACAUCGCUCAGUCACAGACAUUAUUAUGCACUAUCACUUACGAUAAAACGCAUAAGAUCCUAUCAGUAAAUCCUGACUUCUCUAAUGAGCAACAUUACAUCGUAGAUGGAAUUGGAAUGAGCUAUGAUUAUUGGAUCGAACAUGCAUCUGAGAAACCGGAUGCUGAGGCAUUGCAGCGAGAAAGGGAUAUCGCAAGACACGAAUUGCGGGAGAAACAGAUCUACAAGGAGGCCGAGAUUUUUCAGGAGUUUGAAUUACCAGCAGAAAAUAUAUUACGUGUCAUCUUGAAUUUGGAUAUCAUCUCAGCACAUGAUUUUCCAUAUGAUGCCUUGUUUAUCACGUACGUCGUCGAGCUGCCAACAUUUUGGAGCACGAAUCGACGCGAAACAUUAUCUGGCAGAACGCAGCGCUCCCGGAUGAGAAAGGAAACGUCGAAUUUUUGUUACGUUGCUGAAAUUCUUUUGGACUUGGAUCUGAACUGUUUGAAUGAUGAGAACGUGUUACCGUCGUGGCCGACAAUACUUUUGUCCGUGGGCUCACUUGAUAGUUGGACUAGGUAUCGUAUAGAAGGGUACGCAUCAUUUUCUCUACCACCAUCUGCAGGAACUCAUACAAUUACUCUGGAGACUUGGAGACCCGUAGCAGGCUUAGUGAAUUCUCUACGACGUUUCUUCACCGGUGGCACCUACGAACUUGAGGAUAUGAGUUACUGUGGAAUCCCAUCUCGACAUGACAAAACAAAAUUAGAGAAAUCCGAUUUGUCUGUAGUACCUAGCGGCUCCGUAAAGCUGAGAAUGAGCAUAGUUCAUCAGAGCAGGUCGUUCACCAGGGAGCGUGGUUUUCGUAGAGACACCUUUGAAAGACUGAGCGCAGGAACUCUCAUGAGUAGCGUAAACAAUGUUUUGGAACAAUUCAAAGCAGCCAGAGAACGAAUGAUAAGAGCACGUGCUGUAUUCACAUAGACCGAUAGCCGACAGGAAAUGAGGAAGUGCUUAUGUCUAGUUCAUAAUCGUGUUAUUAAUUUUUUUUAAUAGAAAAAGAAAUUAUGAAGGGAAAUUUUUCUAUGUGAACCAUAGAGACCCUAUCAUAACGAAGGUGAUUUUUAUUUCAACAAAAAUAACAAUUUACAUUGAAUCGUUUGAUAAUAAUAUUAUCGUGUAUGCUACACCGGUAGUUUACUGUAGGCAUGUUAUGCGCUCGCUCGCUAUUAAUCGUUAUUAAUUUUCUUUUAAUUAAUUAAUAAUAGUGUUCGUAGAAUA